AUGCGGAUCGUUGAAAUUGUGAUAGACGGCUUUAAAUCGUACGCCGUGCGUACGGUGAUCUCAGGAUGGGACGAAGCGUUCAACUCGAUCACAGGCCUGAAUGGUAGCGGUAAAUCCAACAUUCUGGACGCCAUCUGUUUCGUUCUCGGUAUCACGAACAUGAGCACCGUUCGCGCGCAAAACCUCCAAGACCUCAUCUACAAGCGCGGUCAAGCCGGUGUCACUAAAGCCAGUGUGACCAUCGUCUUCGACAACCGCGAUACUGCGAAAUCCCCGAUCGGUUUUGAGGAGUAUGCGAACAUCUCUGUGACCCGACAAAUCGUGCUGGGAGGUACCAGCAAAUACCUCAUCAAUGGCCAUCGAGCGCAGCAACAAACCGUCCAGAACUUGUUCCAGAGUGUUCAGCUGAAUAUCAACAAUCCCAACUUCCUCAUUAUGCAAGGUCGCAUUACAAAGGUCCUGAACAUGAAGGCAGUUGAGAUCUUGUCGAUGAUUGAAGAAGCUGCCGGUACACGAAUGUUCGAAGACCGCAGGGAGAAGGCGAUCAAGACAAUGAGCAAGAAGGAACUGAAGCUGAACGAGAUCGAAGGCCUUCUCAAGGAGGAAAUUGAGCCCAAGCUGGAGAAGCUUCGCUCUGAGAAACGUGCUUUCCUCGAUUUCCAGCAGACACAAAGUGAUCUCGAACGCUUGACUCGAGUUGUCAUUGCCCACGACUAUGUGCGGGGUGGUGAACGGUUACGAGUUGCCGGCGAUGAGUGCGAGAACAAGCGGAGUAAGGUGCAAGCGCUGGAGGAGAAUGCCGACAAACUCAAGAGUGAAAUCGCCCACUUGGAAGAGGAUGUGAAACGUGUGCGAGCUGCUCGCGACAAGGAACUGCGAAAGGGCGGAAAAUUCCAAGGUCUCGAGGACGAGGUGAAAGCGCAUUCACAUGAGUUAGUCCGGUUGACAACUGUGUUUGAUCUCAAGAAAACUAGUAUGGAGGAGGAGAAAGAGAAGGGCAAGGAUAUUCGAAAGACUGUCAAAGACCUUGAGAAAGCUUUGCAAGAAAAGAAGAAGGUCUAUGAUAAAGUUCAGGCCCAGUACGAUGCCGCUAAGGCAGAACUUGAUGCCCAAAACGCGGAAGUGGAGCAGAAGGAAGAAUUGCUCCAAACUUUGCAGACCGGUGUUGCCUCGAAGGAAGGCCAAGAGAGCGGAUACCAGGGCCAAUUGCAAGACGCUCGAAACCGUGCCAGCAACGCAACUACGGUACAGGAACAAGCGAAGCUUAAGAUCUCCAAUUUCGAAAAGCGGAUCAAGGAGGACGAGCCACGCGCCAAAAAGGCCAAAGAGCAGAACUCCGGUCUAUUGUCCGAUUUGGAAGGAUUGAGGUCACAAGCGAAGAAGCUUGAGGCAGAGCUCACCAGACUAGGAUUCGAGCCUGGAAGGGAGGAGCAGAUCUACCAGGAACAGUCUCAACUCCAACGCGAUAUCCGUGAACUUCGCCAAAGAGCCGAUGGCCUCAGGCGGAAGGUUGCCAAUGUCGACUUCAACUAUACUGACCCUCAACCCAAUUUCGACCGAUCGAAGGUCAAGGGCUUGGUCGCCCAACUAUUCACACUGAACAAGGAUCGGAUCCCGGCGGCAACUGCUCUAGAGAUCUGCGCCGGUGGUCGUCUGUAUAACGUCGUUGUCGACAGCGCCGAGACCGGUACCCAGUUGCUCCAAAAGGGCAAACUGCGCAAGCGCGUUACCAUUAUUCCUCUGAAUAAGAUCUCCUCCUUCAGGGCUUCCGCAGAGAAGAUAGGAGCCGCCCAGAACAUUGCCCCCGGGAAGGUCGAUUUGGCCUUGUCUUUGAUUGGGUACGACGACGAGGUUAUUUCAGCGAUGAACUAUGUCUUUGGCAACACCCUUAUUUGUGAAGACGCCGACACUGCCAAGAAGGUCACUUUUGACCCGUCUGUUCGAAUGAAGAGUGUUACUCUCGAUGGCGAUGUUUAUGAUCCCUCUGGAACACUGUCGGGUGGAAGUUCCCCCAACUCCAGUGGAGUUCUUGUUACUCUGCAGCAGCUCAAUGAGAUCAACAAGGAGUUGAGGAGUAAAGAGCGUCAACUGGCCACCUUGGAGGAUAAUAUGAAGAAGGAAAAGAAGAAGCUUGAUGAAGUUCGAUCGAUCAAGCAAGCACUGGACCUCAAAUCUCAUGAAGUCAAGCUUACCGAAGAGCAAAUCAACAACAACUCUUCCUCUUCCAUUAUUGCUGCCGUUGAAGAGAUGCGAGCAAACAUCGAGCAACUGAAACAAGACAUUGCAGAUGCCAAAACCCGACAAACCGAGGCCGCUAAAGAUAUUAAGCGCAUUGAGAAAGAUAUGAGCGAAUUUAGCGACAACAAGGAUAGCAAGUUGGCAGAGCUACAGAGCUCACUCAACACUCUCAAGAAAAACCUCACCAAGAAUUCUGCUUCGGUGAAGGAGCUGCAGAAACAACUGCAGUCAUCUCGUCUUGAUUCUGAGCAGGUUGGAAGUGAUCUUUCAGCCGCCGAAGAACAAUCAGCAGAGUCGGAGAAUACGCUGAAGGCUCAAGUCGAAGAGAUUGAUUCUCUGAAGCGAGAACAAACACGGCUCAAGGAUGCCCACGAUGUUGCCCAAGCCCACCUCGAGGAUGAGAGAGCCAAGUUGACUGGCUUCGACGACGAGUUGCGGGAACUCGAGAAGACGAUGAAGACGAAAUCCUCGCAAAUCACUGAAGAGGGUCUGGAGAUGCAGAAACUUGGCCACCAGCUUGAGAAGCUGCAGAAAGACCAGAACACUGCCGCCCAGGCCGUUGGCCACAUGGAGCAAGAGCAUGAAUGGAUCGCGGACGAGAAGGAGCAGUUCGGUCGCCCCAACACCCCAUAUUACUUCCAAGACCAGAACAUCGCCGAAUGCAAAUCUACGUUGCGCAACUUGACCGAGCGAUUCCAGGGGAUGAAGAAGAAGAUCAACCCCAAGGUUAUGAACAUGAUCGAUAGUGUCGAGAAGAAGGAAGCCGCUCUGAAGAACAUGAUGAAGACCGUCAUUCGCGAUAAGCGUAAGAUCGAGGAGACCAUCAUCAAUCUCAACGAGUAUAAGAAGGAAGCGCUUCACAAGACCUGGGUUAAGGUCAAUGGUGACUUUGGCCAAAUCUUCGCGGAACUUUUGCCGGGCAGCUUUGCCAAACUCGACCCUCCCGAGGGCAAGGAUAUCACAGACGGACUGGAGGUUAAGGUGUCUCUUGGAAAGGUCUGGAAGCAGAGUCUCACAGAGCUUAGUGGUGGACAACGAUCACUUAUUGCUUUGUCCCUGAUUAUGGCCCUCUUGCAAUUCAAGCCAGCUCCCAUGUACAUUCUGGACGAAGUCGAUGCCGCGCUGGAUCUCUCCCAUACCCAGAACAUUGGUCGCCUGAUCAAGACCCGCUUCAAGGGAUCUCAAUUCAUUGUCGUCUCACUCAAGGAUGGCAUGUUCCAGAACGCCAAUCGCAUCUUCCGCACUCGAUUCAGCGAGGGAACCAGUAUCGUCCAGGCCUUGACCCCUGCCGACCUGCAAUGA
Messenger RNA from Penicillium waksmanii, 3540 nucleotides. RefSeq names its product condensin subunit SMC2. Bases 1 to 3540 code for a protein of 1179 amino acids. Gene Ontology annotation, cellular component: chromosome. Gene Ontology annotation, molecular function: protein binding; ATP hydrolysis activity; ATP binding. Gene Ontology annotation, biological process: chromosome organization. The record is from RefSeq and is a predicted model, not a curated record. NCBI's taxonomy places the organism in Eukaryota, Fungi, Ascomycota, Eurotiomycetes, Eurotiales, Aspergillaceae. The transcript is spliced from 6 exons.